AUGACAAGCACUAUUGGGUUCGCCCUCGUGACCCCGGCUUCGAAAGGACUGGGAUUCGCCUUUGCGCGACAGCUGCUGUCCAACACGGACCUCCCCGUCCUUGCGACUGCGCGGAGAGAUACCGCACAACUCCGUAAAAGCUUACUGAAGCAACUCAAUGAUGAAACUGGAAAGGCGGAGGAGAGGCUCAGAGUCUUUGAAGUUGACGUGACUGAUGAGGCGACCAUACACGCCAUGGCCGCACAGAUACGAGAAGAGAUUCCACAGGCUUCCCUGCGUAUUGCAAUCACCGUACCUGGAGUUCUGCACGUGGAGAAGUCUCCGACACAGAUCGAUGCGGCCAACGCUCUGCACAGUUUCCAAGUCAAUGCUCUUGGUCCUAUGCUUCUGAUGAAGCACUUGGCACCAUUUUUGCCAACAAAGACAUCGGCAACCUUUGCGGAUGAUUCUCCAUCUGCACAUGUACAACGCCCGUGGAAGCUUCCAUCGCAUGCUAUCUACGCGAUGAUGGCCGCGCGAGUUGGGUCCAUAUCGGACAAUGCAACAGGGGGCUGGUAUUCAUACCGUGCUAGCAAAGCCUCCGUCUUUCAGCUGACCAAAACUUUCGAUCUGUAUUUGCGGUCACGGAGCAGAGACCGAGCCUUUGCGGUGGCGCUGCAUCCCGGGACAGUCCAGACUGAUUUCACGAAAGAUUACUGGGAUGGCAGACACAUGCUGCAGCCAGAAGAAUCCGCAGUGAAGCUAUUACAGCACCUAUGUGGUAUGCAGACCGGUGACUCCGAUGGGCGGGGCCGCUGUUGGGAUUGGAAAGGCGAGGAGGUUCUACCUUGA
Aspergillus welwitschiae is the source of this 831-nucleotide messenger RNA. RefSeq lists its product as uncharacterized. The transcript is spliced from 3 exons. Lineage: Eukaryota; Fungi; Ascomycota; Eurotiomycetes; Eurotiales; Aspergillaceae. The record is from RefSeq and is a predicted model, not a curated record. The coding region runs from base 1 to 831 and encodes 276 amino acids.